Molecule: messenger RNA, 378 nt
Organism: Lactuca saligna
Lineage: Eukaryota; Viridiplantae; Streptophyta; Magnoliopsida; Asterales; Asteraceae
Source: the annotation of a GenBank genome assembly
AUGAAAAACAAAAAGACUCAGUUGCCCCCCACCCCAAUCGAAUUAUAUCAUAAGUUGCAUUUUCAUGCUACAAAGGAAUGGCUAAAUGAUGAGACACGCAUUCAAUAUGAAAAUAUUCUCCAAAUGAAAGAGGAUGAAUCAGCGGAAACAUGUCAAUCAGCCUCAACGGAUGAAAUGGCUUUAAAAAAUAAAGUUACUGCACUCGAGGAAGAGGUUCAAGAAAACAAAGAAAAAGUGAAACAAAGUGAGGAGAAAUGUAAAAAGAUGCUUCAAUUUAUGAUCUCGAAGUUCCCAGAUUCUCAAAAAAUAUUAUGCCCACCUGAUAAACAAGGAUUUCAUGCAUAUGAUGACAUGACAAAUAUAUUAGAUGAAGAGUAA